AUGAUGGACAGCGGCAGUGCUCCGCAGCUCGUGAUGCCCAGCAUCAAAAUGCCGAGCCGACGGCCGUUUACGGAAAAUGGCAAGAGCAUCGGGCGCCUGAAGAUACUUAUCGCGGGUGAUUCUGGUGUUGGCAAGACUUCACUUUGCAAAGCCAUUGUACAAGCUUGUGAGCAUAUCGUCCAUAUCGACCCCAUUGUUCCACAGGCUAGGUCGAGCAGGAGAUCAUCCAAAAGGACCGAAAAAAGUGCUGCUUCGAGGAGGGAUUCCAACUCAACGAGUGCAAUCACCGAGAUAUUUGCCAGCACCAAACCCUACCCAGAAUGGUGGACUCAGUUGAACGAGGUACAGGCGAACCAAAGACGAAAGAGUCUGGGUGACACUGUCCUUGAGCGCAACAUAUGCUUCGUAGAUACCCCAGGUUAUGGAGCAGGGUCAUCGGCCAUCGAGACCAUUGUACCCUGCGUUGAGUAUGUUGAGUCUCACCUGAACAACGUGUCUUCCGGCUCUUUGAGCGAAUCAGACAUGCUCAACAUGUUGGGAGGUGAUGGCGGGUUUCAGGUCGACGUCGUUUUUUAUUUGAUAAACCACAAUAUAAAGCCAGUGGAUGUCGAAUAUCUCCGCCGCCUAGCCCCGUUGACAAACAUUAUCCCGCUCCUGGCUCAAGCAGACAAGCUAUCUCCAGAGGAGCUAGCGGCGUGCAAGGUGCAAAUUCGCUGUCAGCUUCAAGAUGCUGGCAUCCGACCGUUCUCGUUCUCCUCGUCCAGGCAGGGUUCAUCUGUCAGCGACCCCACGGUGCCUUAUGCCAUUUCUAGCGCAGAUGUUUCGGAUCGCGACGUUAACUUGGAGCUGAGUCAAAUGGAUGCCUCACUUUUGAUGAGCCCAGACUACGUCCAGCCCCUGGCGCCAUCAGAGCUUCCUCUUUUAGUAGCGCAAGCAUUCAGCCUCAACGGCUCGUCGUGGCUACGCCACUCAGCCGCCAAGAAAUAUAUCCAAUGGCGGGAUGCCGUGAAUCCAUCGCAACCCAAGCAUCUUUACCAGCCACUCAGCCUUCCCGGUCCUGGAACAAUGCCAGCGCUAACUGGAACAUCUGGGGCAUUGAUUGGGCGUCCUACGGCUUUAGCCCUCGCACGCACCCACAAUCGUCAAGAAGAUACUCAGUUUCACCUAGUGGAUUGGGCUGCUGAUUUGCAACGAAGUCUUGCCAGCGAAAGAGCCCGGUACGAAGGAAUCGCUCGUGGUGAGCGUGCUCGGUGGCUGACAGCAAGGUUGAAUGAGUGCGUGAAGGAUGGCACUCUAGUACCAGUGAACGGCUCCAAAGAAGUGAGCCCAGAACGGAAAAGGGAGAGAAUACCAAAGCAGAGGCAUUCGAGGCAGACGAUGCAUCACCAAGACCCUCUUGGCUUGCUUCAAGUUGCGGCAGAUCUCAAAGCGAAAGGAUGGGUCGCUUUGGAGUAUAUCGGUUGCUUUGGCUUGAUAGGUGGGUUAGCGUACUUCUUGGUAAGAGAUCGCUGGCUAGAGCAGCCCGUCCGGCUAGCCGACGACUGGACGAGGUUGUGA
This is a messenger RNA of Pseudomassariella vexata, 1557 nucleotides long. RefSeq names its product putative Septin-7. Gene Ontology annotation, molecular function: GTPase activity; GTP binding; molecular adaptor activity. Gene Ontology annotation, biological process: cytoskeleton-dependent cytokinesis. NCBI's taxonomy places the organism in Eukaryota, Fungi, Ascomycota, Sordariomycetes, Amphisphaeriales, Pseudomassariaceae. The coding region runs from base 1 to 1557 and encodes 518 amino acids. The transcript has 3 exons. Gene Ontology annotation, cellular component: septin complex; septin ring; cell division site. The record is from RefSeq and is a predicted model, not a curated record.